Tigriopus californicus is the source of this 891-nucleotide messenger RNA. RefSeq lists its product as uncharacterized. The transcript is spliced from 3 exons. The record is from RefSeq and is a predicted model, not a curated record. Lineage: Eukaryota; Metazoa; Arthropoda; Copepoda; Harpacticoida; Harpacticidae. The coding region runs from base 260 to 748 and encodes 162 amino acids.
AGGUUCCAGUGGUAGAUGUGUUCCAGUCAGGGAUUGGCGAGUGCUGCGACAAAACUUAAUGAGAAAUAUCUGAUAUCUUGCAACUUGUCGUAUUGGAACAGAUCUCCUAAUCCAGUGUUACCCAACAGGAUAUGACAAAAACACUCCGGUCCCAACAGGAAGACAUCCAAAGUCAUGCUAGUACUGCUAUUGCCAAAAUGAUGAUGCCAAACAUGAUAAAGGAACAAAAGUGAGAAGAGUGUCUUCAAAUCAUCCAACAAUGAGUUUGAAGAUGAAGGUGCUCAUUCUCGGUCUUAUCUUGAACCUGGAGGGGAUACUCUCUCCGGUGUUUGGUCAGGAUGUAUCGCGGAAUGCUGUGGAUUCGACAUCGCUCAUCGAGGACAAUACACUCAUGUGCUUCCAAUGCAAAUCCUCGAGCUUGGAGGAAUGUCGAAAAAUGAAAUAUCUUCAACCGUGUCCCUCGGAUCAAGCAUAUGAUCGGUGCCUCACCAGUAUAUCCAAAUCCAGUUCCCAAAUGAAUAUGACAGUCACGAAAAAAUGCGCAUUGGCGCCCUGCUUCCUCGCCAAAUCUCCCACCGAGAACCAAAAUGUCCAAUGUGACAUCUCCCAGCCCAACUUUCAGUGCUUAUCGUGUUGUCUGGACAACGCCUGCAACGGAGCCAUCUCAACUUUAUAUCCAACGUCGGCCAAGAUGGCGAUGACAUUACUUGGAACAUUCUUUGUGGCCUUGACAGGGCGUCGGGGUUGAGAUGGAACACGUGAAGCAAAUGACAUCUUUAUUUGCCUCACAAUGCUUAUGUGUGUGAUUUGUAACCACACUUGUACUGGCAUGAUUUGAAAACCAGAAAAGCGGCGAAAUAUAAUAUCUCCUCCCUUGAAUAAAAGUAGUAU